Molecule: messenger RNA, 123 nt
Organism: Acaulospora morrowiae
Lineage: Eukaryota; Fungi; Glomeromycota; Glomeromycetes; Diversisporales; Acaulosporaceae
Source: the annotation of a GenBank genome assembly
AUGUCAGCAGAAGGUUUAUACAAUAGAGCUCUCGAAGAAUUAGACGGAGCACAGGAAGCUAACAACAACAACACCGAAACUUCUCCACCACCAUCUCCGCAACAAGGCCAGGGGGGGCAAUAA